GAAGCAGCAUAAUAACUGAAUGUUCCGAUCUCCUGAAGACCACCGUCUCUUCCCUUCACGCCACCAUGGCCACCACGUUCUCUCGCUUGCAUCGCCACCGCGCCACCGCCGGGACGAUUGCCGCCGCUGCCGCCGGCGCGUACGCCUGUCUCCGUGACUCUUCCAUCUCCUACAACGACCGUGACGGGGACGCCCUGGGGGCCUUCAGGAGGAAGAUAGCCGACCCCUUCGCCUCCGUUCCGGCGAGGGGAGUCCAGGAGUCGGCACUGAUCGGCGCCAGCCCCGCUAACCCGCUCGACGUACUUGUCGUCGGCGGCGGCGCCACCGGCUGCGGCGUGGCCCUAGACGCCACCACCAGAGGCCUUCGCGUGGGCCUCGUCGAGCGGGAGGACUUCUCGUCCGGCACAUCAUCGCGAUCCACGAAGCUAAUUCAUGGAGGAGUUCGGUACUUGGAGAAGGCAGUUUUCAAUAUAGACUAUGGACAACUGAAGCUGGUGUUCCAUGCCCUUGAGGAGCGUAAACAGCUUAUUGAGAAUGCUCCACACUUAUGCCAUGCUUUGCCAUGCAUGACACCAUGUUUUAGAUGGUUUGAGGUAGUGUACUACUGGAUGGGCUUGAAACUGUAUGAUCUGGUCGCAGGACCACGCCUGCUGCACCUGUCAAGAUAUUAUUCUGCACAGGAGUCUGUUGAACUCUUCCCCACUCUUGCAAGGAAGGGCAAAGAUAGAACCCUGAAGGGGACAGUGGUUUAUUAUGAUGGACAAAUGAAUGACUCAAGACUUAAUGUCGGGUUAGCAUGCACUGCUGCAUUAGCAGGUGCAGCUGUGCUUAACCAUGCUGAAGUUGUAUCCUUUCUGAAAGAUGAGGGCAGUGAGCGGAUAAUUGGUGCUCAUAUUCGAAACAAUUUGACAGGUAGAGAGUUUGAUACAUAUGCAAAAGUAGUUGUGAAUGCUGCUGGUCCAUUUUGUGAUUCUGUGAGGAAAAUGGCUGACAGCAAUGCAAGGCCAAUGAUAUCUCCAAGCAGUGGUGUUCAUAUUGUGCUGCCUGAUUAUUACUCUCCUGAAGGAAUGGGCUUAAUUGUUCCAAAAACAAAAGACGGGCGUGUUGUCUUCAUGUUGCCAUGGUUGGGGAGAACAGUAGCUGGCACUACAGAUUCCAGCACAACGAUUACAAUGCUUCCAGAACCACAUGAGGACGAAAUUGAAUUUAUACUGGAUGCCAUUUGCGAUUACCUUAAUAUCAAGGUCCGCCGUGUAGAUGUUCUAUCUGCUUGGAGUGGGAUUCGCCCAUUGGCAAUGGAUCCUAAUGCAAAGAACACUGAGAGCAUUUCCAGGGAUCAUGUUGUAUGUGAAGAUUACCCUGGUUUAGUCACAAUUACUGGUGGAAAAUGGACGACAUAUAGAAGCAUGGCAGAAGAUGCAGUUGAUGCUGCUAUAAAGUCUGGAAAGCUGAAUCCUACCAACAAAAGUUUGACAUACAAUCUAUGUCUUCUUGGGGGUGAUGGAUGGGACCCAGCUUCUUUUACAGUCCUUGCUCAACAAUAUGUCCGCAUGAAGAGGUCACAUGGUGGCAAAGUUGUCCCAGGAGUAAUGGACACAACUUCAGCAAAGCAUUUGUCACGUGCAUAUGGUACUCUGGCUGAACGAGUGGCUGCCAUAGCUCAGAAUGAAAAUUUGGGGAAGCGACUUGCCCAUGGAUACCCCUUCCUAGAAGCUGAGGUUGCAUAUUGUGCUAGGCAAGAGUAUUGUGAAUCAGCUGUGGAUUUCAUUGCCAGGAGAUCUCGGCUUGCUUUCCUUGAUACGGAUGCAGCAGCCCGCGCAUUGCCCCGCAUAGUUGAGAUACUGACUGCUGAACACAAAUGGGACAAGUCGAGGCAAAAGCAAGAAGUACAGAAGGCUAAAGAAUUUCUGGAAACGUUCAAGUCAUCAAAAAAUGCCCAAUUCCAUGAUGGGAAACACAAGUAGAUCAAUGCCGUAGAUUUGGAUUUCCAUGGGGGGCCGGAUUUUUUCGCCUUUGAAAUUUUCUGGGAAUGUUUCCAAUUGUUCGUUUGACAUCUGUUCUCCAACGCCAGCUAGGCGACUAUUUAGGUUGUUCCCUAUGCAUCUCUGCGAAAUAGGCUCGACUCCCUUAAAAUUGGUAAGUGGCAAGAAUCAGCUAUGGUAAUACUACAAUUGUUGUUACAACAUAUAGAAAUGAAUGAGAGCUGUGAUUAUGAUGAUUGUUUCUAACAUUCAAGAACACACUUUCGGGGAUUGCUGGUUUAUCUGAAUUUUUUGGUUUUACAGUUAUGAUGUUUAAUGUGUAAUUUAACUUGGAUUUUUGCUAGCCUCUCUGACUUGGCGGCAAGUAUAUUACAGUUAACACCACCCCCAGUUUGGUGCUUUUACUCAA
Molecule: messenger RNA, 2391 nt
Organism: Diospyros lotus (date-plum)
Lineage: Eukaryota; Viridiplantae; Streptophyta; Magnoliopsida; Ericales; Ebenaceae
Product: glycerol-3-phosphate dehydrogenase SDP6, mitochondrial
Exons: 7
Coding region: 66-1964 (632 amino acids)
Biological process (GO): glycerol-3-phosphate metabolic process
Cellular component (GO): mitochondrion; glycerol-3-phosphate dehydrogenase (FAD) complex
Molecular function (GO): glycerol-3-phosphate dehydrogenase (quinone) activity
Source: RefSeq, a predicted model, not a curated record